This is a messenger RNA of Galeopterus variegatus (Sunda flying lemur), 861 nucleotides long. It is a transcript of the gene BLVRB, whose product is annotated as biliverdin reductase B (flavin reductase (NADPH)). The coding region runs from base 137 to 763 and encodes 208 amino acids. Lineage: Eukaryota; Metazoa; Chordata; Mammalia; Dermoptera; Cynocephalidae. The record is from RefSeq and is a predicted model, not a curated record. The transcript has 4 exons.
GAUCUGAGGCUGGGCCCUCCGAGCCGGCUCCGCCCCGUCGCUCCGGCUAGAGAAAGGCGGAGAGCACCGCCGAGUAGCCAUUGGGUUCCCGCGCGUCCUGAGACUUAGAGGCCUUGCAUUCCCACGAUCCCGCAGCAUGGCGGUCAAGAAGAUCGCGCUCUUCGGUGCCACCGGCAGGACCGGGCUCACCACCCUGGCGCAGGCGGUGCAAGCAGGUUAUGAAGUGACAGUGCUGGUGCGGGACUCCUCCAAGCUGCCAUCGGAGGGACCCCAGCCGGCCAACGUGGUAGUGGGUGACGUUCGGCAGGCAGCCGAUGUGGACAAGACCGUGGCUGGGCAGGAUGCUGUUGUUGUGCUGCUGGGCACUGGCAAUGACCUCAGUACUGGGCCCCCCCUCUGCCCACGGCCUUCCCCUGCACCUCGGCCCCCGCACCAAGACAAGGGAGCCCAGGCUGAUCCUGCCCUGUGUCCCCCAGCCUUCCUGCUAUGGGACCCGGCCAAGGUUCCCCCACAACUGCAGAACGUGACUGAUGACCACAUCCGGAUGCACAAGGUGCUACAGGAGUCGGGCCUGAAGUAUGUGGCUGUGAUGCCGCCACACAUAGGAGACCAGCCACUAACUGGGGCCUAUUCAGUGACCUUGGAUGGACGAGGGCCCUCGAGGGUCAUCUCCAAACAUGACCUGGGCCACUUCAUGCUGCGCUGCCUCACCACCGAUGAGUACGACGGGCACAGCACCUACCCCUCCCACCACUAUACCUAGGACCCUGGCCCUAUCUAGGAGAGUGACAUUCUGGGAAAUGAGGAACAAAGGAAAGGAGCAAUAAAUCUUGAGCCCGAGAGCUUCAAAUUAUUCCAGAG